Cannabis sativa is the source of this 2239-nucleotide messenger RNA. RefSeq lists its product as uncharacterized. The coding region runs from base 356 to 2155 and encodes 599 amino acids. Gene Ontology annotation, biological process: proteolysis. The transcript has 7 exons. Gene Ontology annotation, molecular function: cysteine-type peptidase activity. The record is from RefSeq and is a predicted model, not a curated record. Lineage: Eukaryota; Viridiplantae; Streptophyta; Magnoliopsida; Rosales; Cannabaceae.
AAUACCCCUAAAAUUAAAUUUCACUCAUUCUCUCCGACUUUCCCUCUCUCUCACUUUCCCUCUCUCGCUCUCUCUCUCUGACUUUCCCUCUUCACCAUACGAACCAGGAACCCGUAAACCCCAAACCCCCAAACCAGCAAACCCAUCUCCGUCGACCAUCUCCACCACGAACCCAACAAACGAGGCGAACCCAACCCACGAGCAGGACCCGUCUCUCUUUCUCUGCCUAUUGCUCUCGACAUUGGAACCCAACCCACCCACACCCACGGCCGACAUUGGAACCCAACCAAUUUUCAGAGGUCGUAGCCACGAAAACCAGAACAGAGGUCGUCCCCAAAACCACGAACAGUCAAAGAUGGCUCCCAGACUCAUUAUUCCAGCACCCGAGCAUUUCACUGGCCGCGUCACAUAUAGGGGCACUGGAAUUUUUGCAAAAAUUAAAGCUCGGUUUGAGGAGUUCAACCUUAACAACACGGCGAAGGAAAGCCGUUUCGGGAGCUUCUGGAAUGCCGUACCACUGACAUUCUCCUCGGUGUUAUUUCACCAGCUGAUGCUCCACAAAAUGAAAGUGGAUGCUCAGGAGGAGUUGAGGAUGAGGUUUUAUGUUGGUCGGAAGGAGGUCCGAUUCGGGGUGCUGGAGUUUGCACUCAUUACGGGUUUGGACUUCUCCUCGGGGCCAACAGAAGAGGAGAAGGCUGCGCAGGUCGCGCGCUCGGGGUCAGACCGAUUGAUCAACAAAUAUUUCAACCGGUCUGAUAGUGUGAAGACAGAAGCACUCCAACUUCAGUUCACAAACUGCCAGAACCCGGAAGACUUGUACAAGCUCGGCUUGUGCUUGUUUGUGGAGUCAGUGCUUCUGGGCCGCGAGGCCAACGCGCUGAUCACACCUCACAUACUUAGAUAUGUGGAAGACCUCGAGUUCUUCUUCCAGAUUCCUUGGGGGAAGCACUCAUUCGCCAGACUCAUGCACUCGCUUCAGAAAGACAUGGUGAAACAGAAGGCCAACUACGAGAAGAAGCUGAGUUCGGAUGUUCAGCACGAGUGCAAAUACACAGCAUAUGGCUUCGCACCUGCAGUCCAAUAUUGGGCGUACGAGGCCAUUUUGGAGGUUGGCAAGAGGUAUGGCACGAACCACGGGAUUCGGUUCCCCAGGAUGCUUAGCUGGACGAGCAAAGGCGAUAUUGGGAAGAAAGACGUCAGCGCAUUAUUUUCUAGACGGAAUCUGGAAGUGGUGAAGGGGCUCCUUCCACGGACAGAGGAGGAGGCAUUUGUGAGGACAAUUUCUUACGAUGGUGUGGAGAACCUGGUUGAUGAUGUUGUGGAUGACACGAGAGGCCGAGCGGGUAGUCGGCCACCGGAUGAGAAAUUGUUAACCACUUUCCGAAAGUGGUGUGUUGGACUCAUUCCGAACCACCGACUUCGGGAUUUGAGAAGUGGUGAUUACGGUCCAGGAUUCUUUUGGAUAAUGCUCACACCAAAGGAAUGGCUUACAGAUGACCAUAUAGAUGCAGCAAUGCAUAUGCUGAGGAGGCGACGCACCGACUAUCCACUGACAUUUCCUCAGAAGGGUAUCAUUCUCUCCACAUUCGUGACCGCCAUGAUCAGCAGUGCAUGGACGAGCCACAAGGGUCCGAGGAAAAACUUUAAAUGGGAGGAAUAUAUCCUGGACUACUGCACAGGGUUUCAUAAGUCCCAAGUCUUUGAGAGAUGGAGGGGUAACGAGUUUAUUUACUUCGUUCUGCACCUUCCCACGGCAAGACACUGGGUCACAGUUGAAGUCGACAUAGAGCUGUGGAAAAUUAAUGUCUACGACUGUGAUUCCAGCGUCUGUCAUUGGACCGCCAUGGAACCCAUCUUGAAGGUUUGGUCAGAACUGCUGCCCUCGCUAAUCCUUGCAACCGGGGAAUUUCCACAUAACAACCAGAUCAUGGCGUUAGCUAACGGUGACAUCACGGUGCUUCCAAAAAUGCACGCGACUCGAGCCACUCACGACUUAGUUCCGAAGUCAGCAACCAGUGGUGAUUGUGGCGUGUAUUGCAUUGAGUAUGUGGAGCAUCUCAUGAUGCAGCGUGGAUUGACCGAUGUGACGCCAGACCGGAUAGCCAUGUUUCGUCAACGGUGGUGUGUCGAUUUAUUUUACCAAAAUGUCGGCUGAUUAUAUGUGUAAUUAUUGGGACAUUGUAUAUUUUGUGUAAUUAACAUUACAGUUAUGUAUAUAUAGAUUUUCUUUUCGUUCAAA